This is a messenger RNA of Bombus huntii, 9653 nucleotides long. It is a transcript of the gene Nuak1, whose product is annotated as serine/arginine repetitive matrix protein 2. The transcript has 13 exons. Lineage: Eukaryota; Metazoa; Arthropoda; Insecta; Hymenoptera; Apidae. The record is from RefSeq and is a predicted model, not a curated record. Gene Ontology annotation, biological process: protein phosphorylation; intracellular signal transduction; microtubule cytoskeleton organization. Gene Ontology annotation, cellular component: cytoplasm. Bases 270 to 8348 code for a protein of 2692 amino acids. Gene Ontology annotation, molecular function: ATP binding; protein serine/threonine kinase activity; tau-protein kinase activity.
AAUUAGUAAAUAAAGAUGGUGGCAGCGCAUGAACUGUGUGCGAUAUCGUCACGCGAAAAAUGUCUGGUAAAAUGAAAUGGAAACGAGGAACGUGUACGAUCUCUCAGAAAAAUUCAAAAGUCGUAGAGACUUAGUGAUCGGAGUCACCGCAAAGACGAUAAUAACAGUGUAAAUAGUGUAACUUUCGUAUAGUUCCCCGGGAGCGUAAAGCAGCCGCAAAAGAGGAUAAUUUGGCUCCAGAGUUCACUGUAAGAUAAGAAUAAGAAAAAAUGGUGGUGGGCGAGGCGAGUAUACACAACAUAAUGGGAGGAAUGGAGAGCACGGGCGGGGUGCGACUUCACAAUCACAAACGGAAAUUGAAGCAGAGGUUCGACAUCAUCAAGAAGCUCGGUCAAGGUACUUAUGGUAAAGUUCAAUUGGGAAUCAACAAGGAAACCGGGCAAGAAGUGGCGAUAAAGACUAUCAAAAAAUGCAAGAUAGAAACGGAAGCCGACUUGAUCAGGAUACGAAGGGAGAUUCAGAUAAUGUCGAGCGUUCAACAUCCCAACAUUAUUCACAUAUACGAAGUGUUCGAGAACAGGGAGAAGAUGGUGCUGGUAAUGGAGUACGCAGCCGGUGGCGAACUCUACGACUACUUGAGCGAGCGCAAGGUGCUGACGGAACACGAGGCUCGACGAAUAUUUCGACAGAUAGCCACCGCGGUUUUUUACUGUCACAAGCACAAAAUCUGUCACCGGGACUUGAAGCUGGAGAACAUAUUGCUAGAUCAGGUUGGAAACGCGAAAAUCGCGGAUUUUGGCCUGUCGAACGUGUUCGACGAGCAACGACUGUUGAACACGUUCUGCGGCAGUCCGCUCUACGCCAGUCCCGAAAUCGUCAAGGGUACGCCGUAUCACGGCCCCGAAGUCGACUGCUGGAGCUUGGGCGUUCUUCUCUACACUCUGGUGUACGGUGCCAUGCCCUUCGACGGGUCCAACUUCAAACGACUAGUCAAACAGAUCUCGCAGUCCGACUACUUCGAACCUAAGAAACCGUCGCCCGCUUCCCCUCUUAUCAAAGACAUGCUGACCGUCUGUCCCGCCAGAAGAGCCGACAUCGAAAGGAUUUGCACCCAUUGGUGGGUGAACGAAGGUUACGAGCAGAAUUGCUUGGACAUUGCGGAGGACUUGGCGGCUCAAACUCCCGUUCGGUUGGAUCUGCUGCUCUCUCUGGUGCCACAGUCCGCGAGCGCGGAGAAACUGGUCGUUGGGGACCAGCAGCCAGCCGCGGCGGACGUUCCGAACAACGUGUCUUCCGAAACUCUGAUACCUACCAGAUGCCAUUCGGUCGGCAGCUUGAUGGAACUGGAUCAGAGCGGUUCCGAUAGACGGAUAAGAAGAGAGCUAAUCGAGGAGGAGCAGAGGACUGCACCGAUCGGUGGCGACGCCAAAAGGAAAUUGGAGACAACGCCGUCGAUGGACGAAACGGCUGCCGCCGAUGCCAAGAGGAAGGAACGAUCUCGAAGGAAAGAGAAGCGGGACGAACCCGAGGCUAGAACGUACAAAUCCGCGUCCAGGCAUCACUCGGCGCCUAUUCCAAACUCGAUCACGGAGGAAGCUAUGGAGGUGGAUCCAAUGGUAACCGUUCCUAUCAGCAAGACCGUCGACUUGAACAAGAUCGAAUCUACGGCAGCUUGUCUGGAAUUAAUCAAAGAAUGUAGCGAGAGGUCACCGAGCAAGGAGAGAAGCAAAACGCCGAUGAUUCACGAGCCGGAACAGCGACCGCUCGCGGUAGACGAAUCCCGGCGAAUCUCGUCGGAAGACCGCUCUCUCGUCGCUAAUCACGACGAGGAGCGCUCGCCGGACGAACGCCAAGCGCAAUCGUUAGACGACGGACACGGUGACGAAUCGUCGUCGAUGACGAAACGUUCGGAGAUGGCGCUCGAUCAAACGAUCGCGUGUUCCGCGACACCCGCCUUCGAACCAUCGAACGAGAAGACUUUGUCCGGAAACGAGAGGUUCGAGAGAACGUCGUCGACCGCCGGUCAAGAGGAAUCGAUCAACCUCGAGGCGACUCAACGAGAAUUUAAGAAGCUGAAAGAAAAGGCGCUCUCUCUCGAUUCGGAACUUUCCAACGAACCGCGAGACGCUGCCGCGAAGACGUUCGAAAGGAGACGCUCCAAGAUAUUCGAGACCGCGGAGAAGUUCAAUCAGAUGGCGUCGACCGUGGAAAACGAGAAACCUAAAAAGAUCUUUAUACCGGGCGUGAACGUCGGAGGGGCGAAACGCGUGUUCGAGAGAAAGGCCAGUCUCUCUUCCAUCGGCGCGCCUCCGCCUACGAAGUGCGUGGCGUCCAAAAUGAUCAUCGACGUUCCUACGACGGAUACGAAGAAGAACGAAAAUUCGAACGACAAGUCGAAGCCGACGCGAGUCGAACGCGAGGAACGGGAGGAGCAGGAGCAGCCAGAGGAAAACGAAGAAGACGAGAAGAAGAAGGAAGAGGCGAAAAAACGGGCUAUCGACAUAAUAAGUGGUGCGAUUGGAAAACCACCUAUGCAAAGGAGGAUAAACGGAUCUCCGCCAGUUUCGCCCUCCAGCCAAGAACCGAAGAAACUUGCGUCGAAGAUAUCGGUUAGUACGAACGAUUCGCGUUCGACCGCGCAAUCCUUGACCACGACACCCACCGAGACCAACUUCUCGUUCGAUGAGAAAACAGCGGACGGGGACGGACGAGCGACGGUAAGACCGACGAUGAUCUCGACAGAAGCGUUCGACGACGACGACGGCGACAACGACGACGACGAACCGGAAGAACCAAAAAUGUCCAGCAAAAUGGAAAUCACUCUGAAGAGCGCGACUCUACCCAGACCACGAAAGACGAGCAAAGCCGAGAUCUCCGUGACGAGCGCGAAACCUUACAAGGUCCAAGCUCCGUUCGCGUUCAAAUCCGAACUCGAGGCCAAGAUCGACGCGUUUCAGCCACAGAAGCUGCGAACGCAACGGUCGGAAGUGGCGUUUCCCGUUGCAGCCGCGGUACCGCAGACCAAUCGAAGCUCCAGCUUGGAACCGGAAAGCAGACCGAGGAGCGGUGCGCCGAAGGAGAGGAUAAUUCCGAUUCAGAUGGAAGCGGAUCAUCGGCAGUCGCGACAUUCGUCGACCACGCCUCCACCUUCCAAGCCGCCACCGAUGCCUCAAAGAUCGGUUUCGCAGCGGUCGGGCUCGUUGUCUCGUCAGUCGACCGCAGACUCGGAUACCGACAGCGCUCUCGGAUCGACCGUCGGUCCCGAGCCGAUCCGAAAGAGCCCCCGAGAAUAUAUUAUUCCCAUCGCCGUGGAAGGCGGUGGAUACGUGACCCCCAGAUCCGGUAGCGUGGAGCCCGAGAGCAAAACCGGUGGCACACCGUCUAGCGCCAACGUGCCCCGCUCCAGAUUCGGUAGACCCAGGAGGAUGAGCUCCCUGUUGUCGGAUGCCAGCGAGGAUGAAUCGCCGUUCUCUUCGUUGCACAGGGACAGCGAGGAUCUGUUGCAACGACACAUGCAUCGAUUGAGAAGCUCCCGGCCAUCGAGACAGCCACCGGAACACGUGGACAGCUUGUCCUCCGGCGAGGACGACGACGACGAUGGAUUCGAACUGUUAACCGCCGAGAAUCUAUUCUCCACUCUGCUGUCCAGAGUGCGAAGCUUGACACAGAGAUUGAACGUGGACGACAAUCGUACCACCGGCUUCCCAAGUUCCCGCCUGUUCGGAAGAUUAGGAUCCAAUUCCUCGCAAGCGUUAUGGGGUCUAAACAAACCACUGUCGAGCUACCAGACGUAUGUCGAAACGAGGACCGUGACUACGCGGUUGUCGGAGUCGCAGUUCAGGCAUUCGCUCGGUCGAGAGGGUGACAUACUCUCGAGGAAAGAUUGCGCGAACACGUCGAACCCAGGAACUCCGAGCAGUCCAGGAUCGCACGGUAAUCCUUCGAGGGAAACGGUAUUCGACGUCGGCAGUAACACUUUACCAAGAGAUAAAGUAGCACGCGAAGACGUAGAAGCGGAAGCAACGCGAACGAAAAAAGAGACGCAGGAAUCGUUAGAGCAAAGCUUCACGCCGAGCUUGACCAGACGAUUGGGCAGAACGUUGAUCGAGCAAACCAGACGAUCGUUGACGAGAUCACCGUCCGUUUCGCGCGAAGGCCGGGCCCGUUCGGCCGAGAGAGACGCGUCCGAGGCGGCGGCGGCGGCGUCGUCGUCGUCGUCGGCGGCGACGGCGGCGGUCGACCGAUCCGUCUCCACCGUUUCCGACCAGUCCGAGUACAAGCACCGGUCGGCGAGCGAUCGACGGGCCAUCAGGAGAACCAACAGCCUACUGGAAUCGGCGACCGGUUCGCUCGCCUCGCCUCGUCGGACCGUCGCCGGUCUCUUCGACGACGAGGACGAUCUCGCGGAUCAUCGGCAUCUGCACGGUCGUUCCUCCUUCUUCUCCACGUUCCCCAGGGACACGGUGGCGCGUGGCAAUCUCGGCAGAUGGUACAACGAAACCGGCGGUGGUCGAGCCAGCACGGGCAGACUGCGAAAGGACAGCUUCCGUUCGUAUCGUACGGACAAGAUUCAAGAAGAGACGUCGGACGACGCGUUCGCCGGCGAUAGAAGCGGCUCGAUCUCGGAGUACGCGUCGACCUCGGCCUGCGACUCCAACACGAACCCGUUGGACGACGACGCUUCGCCGACCGAGUCUCGCGCCAACAACGCGGUCGACUACAAGCCGGCGUACAAGUCGGAUUCCACGUCGAGUAACUUGGAGAACAGGUUGUUAGCCGCGGAGAACUUGAUCAGGGAGUCGAAACUGAAGAACUUGGGCUCUGCCGGCGGCGUAAAUCUAACCUCCAGCUACCGAGACACGGACAAAUGCGAGAAACGAUCGUUGAUCUCAAUGGCGGAAACGACCGGAGCCGCGGCGACCUCGAAACGGCGAACCUGUAUCCCCAGCUUGAGGCUGCGAUCCGGCUCGUUGACCAGAGAGCCGAGCGCGGCCGUCGAUCGGCGAAAAUCGUUGGCGGAUUCGCAGGACGUGGCGAAUCUCGUGGCGCGAACCCUCGUCCCGGAAAGGUCGCUGCUGAGCAAAUUUUUCAAGAGCGCCGCUGGCCGAUCGGAGAACGAGCCGACCAGGGACAAGGAGAAGGAAACGGACGCGGAGAAGGAGAAAGAGAAGCCGCAAAAGUCGAAGCAACGCCGGAUAUCGCGAUUCCUACGGCCGGACUUUUUCGACACGCCCAGAGAGGAGAGUCGUUACGCGAAAGAGAAGGAAGCGCAGAAGGCGGCGGAGAACGAACGUCGCAAGUCUCGGUUCAUCAAGCGGAAAAGCGAGAACAGGGACGCGGCAGCGGUGUCGAAAACCACCGUGCCAACGACAACGAGCCGAGAGGGCAGCGUCGAGACGGAGAAGAAACGCGAGAAGGAGCUGAAGAACGAGAUCAAUUGUCGGAGAAGGGAUCGAUGCUCGCGGGAAAGGGAAACCGCGACGGAAACGACAGAGUCGGUCGAGGGUUCGCGAAACGGAUUUCUGCACUCGUUGGAGAAGAAGCUCGAGAGUCUUCGGUGCAACGACGAACAGCGCGCGUCCGGCCGAGAGAAGACGACGGUGAAGUCGACAGCGAGCGACGAGCGAACGAUCGGCAACGAAGCGUCGCGGGAGCGAUCCGCGCCUCCGGUCGACCGUCGUCUAUCCUCGGGCUCGAACGAACGCGUUACCCUCGAAAGAGCGAGCAGCAGCGUCGAGGAUCUCUCGCGGCCGAAAAACCCGAAGCGAAACUCCCCGAAGAGCAGAGUCUCGUCCGUGCUCGGUUUGUUCAAGACCGUGGAUCCGAAACAGCUGGCGAACGGCGCGCGAUCGCAGACCACGAUCCUCGGUAAGCUGAAGAAGAGCCCGCCGAAGGUGCUCGCGGAUCUUACGUCCGUCGAGGAUGCGACCACCGUCGCUCCUACCGUCGGUAGCAAGAUACCGACCAAGCUGGUGGCCAACGCCGACGCCAAAUCCACGAAGAAGAUCGGCGAGACGAAUAAAUACGACAAGCCGGAAAAACGCGUCUCCUCGUGCGAAUCUUCGAGGCGAUUCUCGUCGAAGGAGGGACCGAAGCAGGACGGAACACCGUCGACCGCGAAAGAGAGGAGCGCGUCACGCGAGAAAGAAUCGGCCGGGGAGAGAGGUGGUAGUGGUAACUGGAACCGAGACGCGGACCAAGGAUCGACGGAUACGAGACGCGAAAAACCGAACGACGACGAGAAAAGAUCGACGGAAAAGAGAUCCGUGGCGAUCGCGGGCAACAGAGGUAACAAACGAGCGAAUCGGUGUUCGCUGGAGAACGGCGCCUCGUCCACGGAACCGAGCAGAUCCGAGAACGCGGAGAAGAAGGCGGGAAAACCGACGAAAAAGACGUGCGAAACGUCGGAAAGCAACGAUUCGGACGGCGUAAAGAAGAAGAGAAUAGUACGAGUGGCGAAGAAGGUGGUGAAGAAAUCGACGGUCUCCGGCGGUGGGACCGGCGACAAAUCCAUCGACAAAUCCAUCGACAAAUCCGGCGACGCGGAUAAAACGUCGGAAGGAAAGGAGAAGUCCGCGAAACCUCGAACGAAGAAAAAGGUGGCCGGUAUCUGCGACAAGAGUUCGGUGGAGACAAAAGUGGCGACCGCUAGCGCGAAGGCCGGCAACGCGGAAGAAAACGGACUUGGGACGGAAUCGGGGGACAAGGGCGAGGAAAGAGCUGCCAACGACCAUUCCGAGGAGGAGACGGUCGAGACGGAAACCAACAACGACGACGAACCGGCGAAAAUUCAGCGGGAGUCUCAACGACCGAACAGGAACAAUCUGAAGCUCGAUCUGUCCAAGAUACCUCAACACUCGUUCAGGAACGCUACGCCCAAGAGAGAUUCGCCGAAAUCCGAUUCCCCGUCGUCGACGACGACGAACCAAGAUCUCCCCGGCAAGCUGAUGGAAUGUCUGUCGAAGGUGACGCAUCGCGCCAGCAUCGCCGGCAACAAGGUAAUCGUCGACAAGCCGUUGCGCGCGAGAGACGUUGCCGAACUGAAGAGAGAGGUGACCGAGUGCGCCAAGAUCAUCGAGAGCCACGCGGAAUCGGCGGUGAACGCGGCGCAAGGUCCCCCGGAAGAGAGGAAGUCGAGCGCGAUUCCUUCGCAGGUUUCGACGGAGAACGACCGGCCGAUAACGAGCGCGACCACCGCCGUCACCGGCGCCGAUUAUCCCAACGACGUUCUCUCGCCGAUCGACGAUCCCGAGAGCUUCGAUUCGUGGUCGAUCAGCUCGGCGGAAUUGAGCCACGCGCGACCGGACUUGCACUCGCCCACGUCUCCGUCCCAUUCGUUGUACGCCAGAAACGACAACUCCGACAAUUCGGAAUCGGUGAUCGAUCGAAUACGCAGACGGAGCUUCUACUCGCGGUUCAACGACAGACGAAGACCGUCGUUGACGGCUCCGCCGCCGGGCGUCGCUUUGCCCGGCAGCGCGACGCUGCCGAGAAAAUUCAGCUUCAGCGGACACCGCGAGCACCGUGAUCGCGGUAGAUACGCGACCGGAUAUGCCGGACUCGCUUCCGCGGUCACCUCGAAGACAGGUGGCAGCGGCGGCGGCGGCGGCGGCGGCGGCGGCGGCAGCAGCAGCAGCGGCAACAGGUACGCCACGGACAAAAGGUACGGUUUCUACAGCGAGGAUGGUAUCGCGACGAUAGAUCGCCGUAAUCGAUCGCUCGACCGAGCCGCUCGCUACUCCGACACCGGCUACGUCACCGACCUCAAGUCGCCGACCGAACACCCGGUCGUACUCUCCUCGUCCUACGAUCCUCUCAGAAGGUAUCUCAGGUCGCCGACCUUCGACCUGUUCGACGCCUCCAGAUCGAGAUAUCACAGUGCCGACUUUACCGCGGAUCCGGAUCUAGCCACCGUGUACAGACCUUCUGCUUGCAGCUUGUCCAACGACUCUGUCAGCCUCGGCUACUCCUCUCUGCCGAGAAAGUACGCGAUCGGACUUGCCGAACCGAAAACCGUCCAGUACUACGAGGAUUUGCUAUCUCCGAGCACCGCGGACUACUCGCCGUCUAGGAGGUCGCCGACGUGCAGCGAGUAUCCGACUAGGUGCGAGAACGGCUACUACAACGGAAAUUCGGAUGUACGCGCAAACGCUGCGAAACGGAAAACUUGCACGGAGAACGCGAGAACGCUGGAGCUGUACGAAGAUACCGAUCCGGCUUCAGCCGCUUCCUGCGACGAACGAUCCACGGAACAGAGGAGGAGCAAAGGCGAACGUACGACCCAGACGAAACAUUCGCUUUCCACGUCCGCCGAUACGACGAGCCGUUGCGCCAACGACCACAGUUAAUCUCGUUUUCGCCGAUUCGCGCGACGACGCUUCACGCGCUCGUCCAACGUCCCGCUACUUUUGCUCGUUGCACGCAUCGAUUCCAGCGUUAUCGUCCACGUUUCUCGCCCAAGAGUCGGUAACGUGCGUUACGGUGUACGCGUAUCCAAGUCAUUGCGACAGUUCGUUUUAGAAAAUACUCUCUUAUUCCGCGUUGCAGACGCAAGACAUCGUAUUUCUCCCACCAUCUCGAUACCACCUCGUUCUAGUCUAUUUAUUUAAUCGACGUAGGAUUUCGAGUGCAAUGGCGAUUGCUCGACCGUACCGAACGCUUGUCUCGUCUCGUCUUCGUUACGAAACGAUCCAACGGCCUAAAACCACCCCGUCUCGUCCUCCCUCGAAACCGACGAAACGUAUUUCUUCGCCUGCCCGCUGUUUUCGUCGACGUUACGUUACGAUCGUUACGUCCGACGCUCGGUCCAUAUUCGUCGUAGCAAAUGUCUCGUCCAUUCUCCCGACUUCGCGUUUUUCUCUCUUCUUUACUUAAUAAAUCUUAAAAUGCGACAUUGCGACAGUUGCUCUCCAUCGCUGUUACCAUCGUCGUUAUUAUCGCCAUCGCCAUCGCCAUCGUCACAAUGACCAUAGCUAUCGUCGUUGUUAUCGUUAUCGUUAUCGUUAUCGUUACAUCAUCGUCGUCGUCGCUUUUAUUUCUACGACUAUAUUAUAUAAAAGUGUGCCUUGAAGAUGUUGUUGCCACGUGAAUUGUAUCUUUUUCGAGAAACUCGACGCGCGUACGCAGUAUCAACGUUCGUAUGAUCCAACGAACCGCGUAUUCGUUUUCUCCUUUUUCUCUAGUUUCUCCUUUCUCUUCUUUUUGGUGUUAUCUCCUCGAAACGCGUGUAUGUCGUUACGAGCGGUUUUCGCUGCAGUAUUUAUAAAAUUGUAAGUUAAGUGAAAGCUUAAGGCUGACGCGAGAUACGUAGCUGUUGGAACGGCUAGAUAUACUCUGGCUACCGGGACUGUCGCGAAAACGCGAACGCUGUACGAGAGUAACGAUCGAGUUGCUUCGUCACGCGCAACGUUUUCGCAUUUUCCUUGACGAUUUAACGGGAUUCGUUGUGCCGAAACGCGUCUCGAGCAGCGUUUCGCGUCUCCCCUCUAUAUUCUCGCGGAGCAAGUUUUAUCUUGGCCGUGUCUCUCCGAGAUCCCUUCAAAACAGGUUGCAGGUAUUCGCUGCGAAUCUCUGACUGACUAGCCACGGUCUUCCGCUUCUUAUGUAUGCGUUUUCUACUCGUAUUUUAAAAUAAACCAUGCUAUUCGAACGAG